AUGGCGCCCGUAACCGUUCCGACGCUCAAGCUUAACGAUGGCAAUGAGAUUCCCAUGCUAUCGUAUGGCUUCGGCACGGCUAAUUUCGCUGGCGCCGAGGACGACAUCAAGGACAAGACUGUCAUGGCCAUCAAGAGUGGAUAUUACCACCUUGAUUGCGCCGAAUGCAAGCCACCUAUCUCCCUUCUGUCUUGCUACAUGAAUGAAUCCGGAGUCGGCGCCGGUAUCAAGGCAUCAGGCGUCGAGCGCGAGAAGCUUUUCGUCACCACCAAGGUGGUCGGCACGAAGAACCAGGAUGUCGAUGCUGCUCUCGACACAUCACUGAAGAAGCUCGGUCUGGAUUACGUCGAUCUGUACCUUCUGCAUGUGCCAUUCUCGGCAGGCGGCCCAGAAGGAACCCAGAACAUCUGGAAGCAGUUAGAGGCCGUCCAGGAGUCCGGCAAGGCCAAGUCCAUCGGGGUGUCGAACUUCAUGCAGGAUGAUCUGGAGUUGAUCUUCAAGGUUGCCAAGAUAACCCCCGCUAUCAACCAGCUCGAGUACCAUCCAUAUCUGCAGCAUGGCGAUCUGCUCGACUUCAACCGAAAACAUGGCAUCGCCGUCGCUGUCUACUCGCCCUUGUCAGCGAUCACGGCUGCGCGACCAGGCCCGGUGGACGAGGUGUAUGCCGAGCUGGCCAAGAAGUACGGCGUCUCGGAGAGCGAUGUAGGGCUGAGAUGGUGCCUCGAUCAAAACAUUGUGACGAUCACGACAAGCUCCAGCAAGGAACGUCUUGAUGGCUACAUGAAGAACACAUUCAGUUUCAGGUUGGUGCCCCAGGAAAUCGAGCGCAUCUCCGAGCUGGGCAAGCAGAAGCACUACCAGGGGUUGGGAAUGGCGUUCAUGACCAAGUAUUAUGGCAAUUACAAAGUUGAACAGGAAGCGGCUUGA
Molecule: messenger RNA, 927 nt
Organism: Anthostomella pinea
Lineage: Eukaryota; Fungi; Ascomycota; Sordariomycetes; Xylariales; Xylariaceae
Source: the annotation of a GenBank genome assembly